AUGGAAUCUCAGGACGGUAUCGAUGUCCGCCCUAUGAGGCUGAAAGUCCUUUACACAUUCGACAACGAAAAUAAGACCAAUUGCCUGGCUCGGUGGCCACACGUGCUUGACAUCCAAACAGCCUUUCUGGACGAGAACACACCGGUUGGAGUAAUCGAGUUGAAAACAUGCAUCCAGGCAAUUGUCUCUGCUAGCCCGGAGCUUGUCGGUCAAUUAGGAAAGGAUUAUACCGUCUAUGCCUACGACUAUUCCGAAUUCGAGACCCCUCUUGUCGGCCAAGGCAUGCUUUCUGCGGUGCUGGCCACCUUCUCAUCGACAACCGAGACACCCAACCAACAGUCGAAGACCAUGAUUACUGGUCGAGUUUGCAAGAGCCCUCUCAGUGGUCUCUUCUCCAAAGGUGCUCAAGAGACGUUGGAGGUCAAACUUCGGCUGGUGCCUGUCCCAACCGUCACUCAGAGCGACUUUGACACACAAUCAUGGGCAAGUUUUGUUCGUCAAAACCCCACCCUCCUGGAAUCCUCAAGAAGCCAAAGCCAUAACGACAACGUCGGAUCUCCGAUACAUCAAUCUGGGAUUGAGAGAUUCCACCAGCUCUUGAGCGAAGGCUCCACGCCACGAGAGUUCGCUACAUUCCACCACAAUGGAUCGGUCCGUUCGGUAUCGCCUUCACACUCAUACGCCGGCAGUCGAGUGUCAACACCUGGUGGAUGUCGAACGCCAGCUCACCAUCAGUCUUACCCCAAGCAGAGUAUCCCCCAUAGCGAUAUGAUUCGCCCGUCCUCAAGCGCCUCUAUGCGGGACUGCGACAACCAGACUCAGCUUUCACACGUCUCACAAAGCAACAUUCGAAGAGGGUCUAUGCAGUCAGGAUACGGAAGUGGUGAUGAAGAAUCAACGGAGGCCCCAGCCAGGAAGAGGGCCAAGGUGUAUCAAGCAAACUGGCCCGGGAAGUCAGGCAUGAACAUCGAAAGACAACCGAGUUCGCUUCGGGUUGCAGCCAGCACGGCGGCCUCUGUACGAAUCCACCGCCCAACCCCGGUGAACCCUGCUCUCACGGCCGAGCAUUCCCACGAAGAGCCCGUCCGUCCACCCACCCCCAUAUCUCGACCAUCUGAUUUCCCCCGUCGAAGCCGACCCACGGGCAGUUUGUUGCGGGAGUCGUCCAGCAUGAGCAUUGCCUCGUGUCCUGCUGAGUACACUUCUCCGUACUGUAUGAGCGAUGAUAUCCCUACCACAGACGCUGGCGGUCCCUCUCCUGAGGAUAGUCGCUACCAGGGUCUCUUUGAGCCAUCCUUCAACAUGCCAUCAUCACCUCCAGUUUUCGAUAGCCGGUUGCCCAAUAGGUCAAGCCCUGUCUUGCCUACGAUGUCUCUGGACAAUGACUCCGGCUUCAUGAGUGCAGGACCGGAUGAAAUCAUGGACGAUGAAACCGUUAUUCCCCUAGAUGACCCCAGAAUGGAAGUGUCUCGUGGGAUAACCCGGGACAAGUGCUCUGUUCGAGCUACCGUGCAGGCAAGCUCUCCAGUGAGCAUGGUUAGUGCUGCCCAGGGAACCAACAAUGAUCCUCUUCCCGUCGAUGAUAAUCCAACGGAGCAAAUUGCAAAGCAAGCGCCGCAACCGAUAUCUCGUGCUGCCCCUUCUCGCCCCGCGCAAUCCCGUCCCGCAUCCCGUCCCGCCACAGCUACCGCAUCAAGACCUUCUUCGAGCUCUGGCGCGCAAAGAUUGGCACCCAAACCGCUCGCCCCGGCGCCACAGAUCUUCCACAAUGAAGUUCCCCAACUGUUUCGCGCAAUCCCUGCCAGCGACCCCAUUAUUCCUCCUCGCUCUGCUGGGCCUUUGGAUGUUACUUUCAUGCCGUGUGAGACAGCUACUUCCAGUACUAAGCAGUCAAAGCAACCGUCGAAGCCAAAGUCAAUGCCGAAGCAGGGAGCCAAGCCAGUUCCCAAAAACAUCAAGGCACGUCUGGAUAAUGCUAUUCUCAACGGCUUAAUCCCGCCUCUUCCCCCCAUGCUCUAUUGGGAGGCGGUGGACCGAAACGCCAAGGGUGAAGUGCAAUGUUUCAAGAUCUACAAAAAGGCUCUUGAGCAGGACGAUAAUGAUUGGGAUCAGAUGACCUUCUGCAAUCCUUGUGGUUUGUGGCUCCACAAAUUCAAACAAAUGCGCCCGGAAGACAAAUGGACCAAGCCAGGAGCCCCAAAGCCGGCCAAAAAGAACAACAAAAAACGUCCUUCGAGGAACCGCGGGGAGGGCCAGACCAAGUCCUGUCCUGCUGCCAGAACUCGCAGUAAGGCCGCACCGAAGAAACCUUCGGCUUCCUCUCCAGCACCCACUGAGGCGUCUUCUGUUCAUCCUGACGGGGAGACUCCCCAAAUGGAUGACGACGAUGAUGGCGAACCGGAUUAUUCGCCUAACGAGUCUCCUCGAGGCACCAGUGCCGAGUCGGAAGGGACGUUCGAUACCCCAGGACGCCGUUGGUCCAAGGAGGACGCCAGGGAGGUUAUCGCACGCGCCACUAAGUCUAGCCCCACGAGCCGUGCAAAAUCCCGCUCUGCUCCGAUGACAGAUGGCAACAGUCACACCCCCAAGCCUUUGAGAAGGUCACUUUUCCAAAAUUCCCAGAAUGAUGGGCCUCUGAAGGAGCUUGAUUCUUCUAUGGUGAACAGCUGCUCUCCACGCCGCAGCCCUCGCAUUGCCUCCACGAAGGAUGACAAGCCGGGUCAGCUGAAGGAGAACCUUGCACCCACCCCGGUCCUUCCAUUGGAUUUGAUUCAGCAAGCCCUACCCCCUCGACGAAACCCGCGGAUCAACGCGAUUGACAAGCGUUUGUCUUUCCCUGCGAACUCUCCAAGCCUCAACAAACGCAAGGACCUAGGCUCGGUUAUGUCUCCAGCUCGACUCUCCGCAGAGCGCCUGCAGCGUAUCCAAUCAAUCCACGGAAGUCCUCAGUCAUCAUCGCGGCAACAGAAGUCCCCGGCUAAACAACAGUCUUUGGCACCACAGCCUGCCAACAACAGUCUUCCGGAAACCUUCCAGUCUCUUGAUGGCAUGAUGCUCGAUAUCUUUGAUGACGCCGACAAGACUGAUGCUUUCUUCGACAUGGAGAACGACAAAUUCGCCGGUGACAACUGGGCGGAGUGGCUUCCAACGGACUACGUCUCCCCUGCUGGAUCCUGCGAAACUCCUGCCAACGAGUUGCUCAACGCUCUCUUCUCGGACAACCCCAAUGAGAAAGACAGCUUCAACCCCGACCUUCUCCCUUUCAAUUUCAACGAUGUUGUCAUUCCCGACUCCGGCUUCUUCAGUUCGGAUGCUCUCACCACCGAUGUAUCCAAGAGCCAGCCCGAAGGCCAAUAG
This is a messenger RNA of Penicillium mononematosum, 3357 nucleotides long. Its product is annotated as putative GATA transcription factor (Ams2). The coding region runs from base 1 to 3357 and encodes 1118 amino acids. The transcript has 6 exons. Lineage: Eukaryota; Fungi; Ascomycota; Eurotiomycetes; Eurotiales; Aspergillaceae. The record is from RefSeq and is a predicted model, not a curated record. Gene Ontology annotation, biological process: rDNA heterochromatin formation; regulation of transcription by RNA polymerase II; silent mating-type cassette heterochromatin formation.